AUGCCACUAUUUGAUGGAUUUCUGACAGAGUCCGUCUUUGCAGAUUCUGUGACCAACUCCAACCUUAUUCUCUUCGUACUCAUAAGAGAAUAUCUGUCUGCCAUCGAUCUCGAUAAUCCAGUGUUUUCCGAUGUAAAACAGGCCGAUGAGAAAGUAAAGUUUUACAUGUUCUGUUACAGUUUACUUCGAAAUGCACCCACUGACCCUUUCGAUUGUCUUCGACAAGAUUCAUCAGUUCUACCUACACGGAUACGGGUCCUGUUGCGUGACCGAUUUUCUCAACUGCGUAAUUUCUUCGAAUUAGUAAACUACACACAUCCUUCCACUGUCAGGGGACUCUUCUUCUCUGACGUGCCUCUGGAAGAUGAGGAUAAGUUCAUGCUUACCAAAGACAGCGUAUUUGGCUUAUUCCUGCGUCGGUUCUCGCUUGGUUUUCAUCACCAAAGCUUCGAACAAAUGACUGAAUUUUUGAACGGCUUUUUCGAAGCUUAUGACGUUUCAAUUCAUUCGAACACCCAAGAGAAUUCCAUGCCGUGUACAAGUACCGAAAGUGUUGGACCAGCGUCCGGUUGCGUUUUUUCAAAACCUGCGAAGCCCAUUGCGGAUUCUUUUGCGAAGCUGACUUGUCAUCAAAAUGAUCAUUCCACACACUGGAAGCAAAACUAUGGUGAUUCCAAGCCACUCUCCCUCCAUCUCUCUGUUCCACGGUACACAUCUCUUCUGCAUGCAACUCAGAAGCGAAACCUGACGCAGGCUGAACAUGAUCUCUGCGCUUAUUUCGAAACUGAAAUGUCAAGGGAGCGGUCUGAUUCGGGCCCGAACAAUAUAUGCGCUUACAUGGCAGUCGCUGCUGCCGAUAUGCACCUAUCAUUUGGCAACUGGUAA
Molecule: messenger RNA, 885 nt
Organism: Dicrocoelium dendriticum
Lineage: Eukaryota; Metazoa; Platyhelminthes; Trematoda; Plagiorchiida; Dicrocoeliidae
Source: the annotation of a GenBank genome assembly